UUAUUUGUUCGAGCCGGAGAACCAGCCGAAGAUGCCGACGCCGCACGACUUCUUCGUUGAUGCUGACCACCACCACAACACAUCACAUCCCAUCACAUUGCAGCACAUCACAGCCGAUCCCGUGUGGUCACUGACUUUUCUUCUUGGGUGCGAUCAUGUGUGCGAGCGGGGCCAUCAUGGGCGGCCGCAUCAUCAUCACCAUGGGAGGGCCGGCAGGGGCGGCGGGAGGCGGCGCGACCGGACGAGCAGCACCAGGAAAGGGCGGCGGGGGCGCCAU
Molecule: messenger RNA, 277 nt
Organism: Vitrella brassicaformis
Lineage: Eukaryota; Vitrellaceae
Source: the annotation of a GenBank genome assembly